AUGACCACUCCCCGAGUUCUGGUAAUUGCAGGCUCUGACAGCUCUGGUGGAGCCGGGCUCGAAGCAGACCAGAAGGUGCUUGCGGCUCAUGGCUGCUAUGGAAUGACAGCCACGACAGCCCUGACGGCUCAGAAUACGCUGGGUGUCGUGGACAUCCACAUCACGCCGCCGGCGUUUGUUGGCAAGCAGCUCGAUGCUUGUUUGAGCGACAUUGAGUGUGAUGCUGUCAAGAUCGGCAUGCUCGCCUCGGCGGAGACCGUUCAGGUGGUUACCGAAGCACUUCAACGCCACGAGGUCUCGACCAUUAUUCUCGAUCCUGUCAUGGUCUCUACCAGCGGCGCACAGCUCCUUCCAGGUGACGCGGUGAAAAACCUGCGCGAAAAGCUGCUGCCGAUGUCGACGCUGGUGACGCCCAACAUCCCCGAAGCCGCAUUGCUCCUGCGCGACGCCGAUGUCCACUACAAGUCCCCCUCGGGACUGGGUGACUUGAAGACUUUGGCCAGGUUGGUCCACAACUUGGGUCCGCAGGCCGUGCUCGUCAAGGGCGGCCACAUGCCCCUGACCAAGGACUACGUCAAAGCCACGCGCGACGAGGACAAGGCCCUCACGGUCGACGUGCUGUACGAAGGCAACGGCAACGAGUUCACGGUUAUUGAAUCGCAGUACUUGAAUUCCAAAAACACGCACGGGACGGGGUGCUCGCUGGCCAGCGCCAUCGCGGCCAACAUGGCGCUGCAAAAGUCCAAAUCACAACAGCCCUUGUCCCUAGCCACCGCCACAAGACUCGCGGUGCACUAUGUCAACACCGGUAUAAAGACGGCUGACUGGUCGAUAGGCAACGGGUCGGGCCCCAUCAACCACUUCCACAGCCUGCAAAUCCUACCGUUUUCCCCGGGCCACUUCAUCGACACAUACCUCCUGACGCACCCCUCGGUAACUCGCGUCUGGGAAUCGUUCACGCACCACCCCUUCGCCACGGCCAUGGCGCGCGGCACCCUCCCGCCCAACCUGUUCAAGAACUACCUGGUCCAGGACUACCUGUACCUCACGCACUUCGCGCGCACGCACGCCCUCGCCGCCUACAAAUCCACCACCAUAUCCUCCAUCGCCGCCAGCGCCCAGAUCAUCCUGCACAUCCAGCGCGAGAUGGAGCUGCACCUGUCGUACUGCGCCGAGUUCGGCAUCUCGCGCGCCUCCAUCGAGAAGUCAAAGGAGUCCCCCGCCUGCGUGGCCUACAGCCGCUACUGCCUCGACGUCGGCGCCAGUCAGGACUGGUUGGCACUGCAAAUGUCCCUCGCCCCCUGUCUGAUCGGCUACGGCGUCACCGCCCAGCGCUUGUUCGGGGAGAAAGAGAGCGUCCACGGUGACCAGGGGAAUCGGUAUUGGAGGUGGGUCGAGAACUAUGUCGCCGAGGAUUAUCAGGAGGCUGUGAGGGUUGGGAGAGAACUCAUCGAGGCAAACAUCGUCAAACAAUCGCCCUCGCGAAUCGAAGAGCUGAUCGCCAUCUUCGUCCGGUCCGCCGAGAUGGAAGUCCGCUUUUGGGAUUUUGACGCACACCCUGACGAGGAACAGACGGCCUCUUGA
Messenger RNA from Fonsecaea multimorphosa CBS 102226, 1584 nucleotides. RefSeq lists its product as uncharacterized. The transcript is spliced from 5 exons. Gene Ontology annotation, cellular component: cytosol. The coding region runs from base 1 to 1584 and encodes 527 amino acids. Gene Ontology annotation, molecular function: thiaminase activity; hydroxymethylpyrimidine kinase activity; phosphomethylpyrimidine kinase activity. The record is from RefSeq and is a predicted model, not a curated record. NCBI's taxonomy places the organism in Eukaryota, Fungi, Ascomycota, Eurotiomycetes, Chaetothyriales, Herpotrichiellaceae. Gene Ontology annotation, biological process: thiamine biosynthetic process.